UACAUUCUCCUUCACGUUUUCAUUACUACUCUCUUUUCGACGGCCAUUCCUGGCUAGCAGCCACGAUGAAGACGAUUAAAGCGGAGCAAAUCGUCAAGAUCCCAGACAAUGUGACCGUGUCGGCGAAUUCACGGCGCGUUCGUGUAAAGGGGCCUCGCGGAGUUCUCACGCGAGACUUCAGGCACAUUCAGGUGGAUAUCAGCAUGAUCGGCAAGAAGCGUCUUCAAGUGCGCAAGUGGUUCGGCAUCCGCAAGGAACUGGCCACCGUACGGACAGUGUGCUCACACGUGGAGAACAUGAUCAAGGGGGUCACAAGGGGCUUCCAGUACAAGAUGCGCACAGUUUAUGCCCACUUCCCCAUCAACGUGACGACGUCUGAAAACAACACCUUGGUGGAGAUCCGUAACUUCCUGGGCGAGAAGUACAUCCGCAGGGUCCGCAUGCAGCCUGGAGUCACGUGUGUCAACUCCACCGCUCAAAAGGAUGAGCUCAUCCUGGAGGGCAAUGAUAUUGAGCUUGUCUCCCGCUCCGCUGCAAGAAUCCAGCAGUCGACACUUGUCAAAAACAAGGAUAUCCGGAAGUUCUUGGACGGCAUCUACGUCUCCGAGAAGGGUUCAGUGGUCAAGGAAGAGUGUUGAACUGUCUCCUGGGAAGGCCAAUAAAAUGUGUGAAAGAUA
Molecule: messenger RNA, 677 nt
Organism: Dermacentor albipictus
Lineage: Eukaryota; Metazoa; Arthropoda; Arachnida; Ixodida; Ixodidae
Gene: RpL9
Product: ribosomal protein L9
Biological process (GO): cytoplasmic translation
Cellular component (GO): ribosome; cytosolic large ribosomal subunit
Molecular function (GO): structural constituent of ribosome; rRNA binding
Source: RefSeq, a predicted model, not a curated record